GUCGCGAACAAACCUUAUAUCAUGAUGGCGAUGUAAAAUACAAUAAUAAUAUGAUAAAGUUCUUUCACGCGACAGUUACGCUGCGCAUGUUGCUACUUCAUACGAUGGGCAAGGACUCGGCAAAACGGUGCAUCUCCACACCGUUUGUUGCGUGAUGGGAAAGAGAGUUGCUGCAGGCUGCAGGUACAGCUCAGGUGGAACGCGAAUGCAGGCAUGUCUAUGCGAAGUAACUAAAAAUGUUUCGCAGUCGGAGCUGGUUUGGUGGCGGACUUUGGAAGCCCAAAAACCCACAUUCCCCGGAGCACCUUAAGUACUUAUACAAUGUCUUGUCAAAGAAUCAGACUGUGUCUGAGAAUAAUAGAGGUUUGUUGGUCGAAACUCUACGUUCAAUAGCUGAGAUUCUCAUAUGGGGUGAUCAAAAUGAUAGUAGUGUGUUUGAUUUUUUUCUGGAGAAGAACAUGCUUUCGUUUUUUCUGCGCAUUAUGAAGCAAAAAUGUGGGAGCUACGUAUGCGUUCAAUUGCUUCAAACAUUGAAUAUUUUAUUUGAGAACAUACGGAAUGAGACAUCCUUAUAUUAUCUAUUAAGUAACAAUCAUGUAAAUAGUAUAAUAGUACACAAAUUUGACUUUAGCGAUGAAGAAGUAAUGGCAUAUUAUAUUAGUUUCCUGAAAACAUUGAGUUUGAAGUUGAACGCACAUACGAUACAUUUCUUCUAUAAUGAGGUAAACGAGCAUACCAAUGAUUUCCCACUGUAUACAGAAGCGAUCAAAUUUUUCAAUCAUUCAGAAGGUAUGGUGCGCAUAGCUGUAAGAACUUUGACUCUAAAUGUGUAUCGUGUCGAGGAUGCAUCUAUGCUAGCUUUCAUAAGAGAUCGCACUGCUGCGCCAUAUUUCAGUAAUCUCGUAUGGUUUAUCGGUGACCAUAUUAUAGAAUUGGACACCUGUGUCCGAAAUGAUGCCGAUCAUCAAAGUCAAAAUAGAUUGUCAGAUUUGGUUGCCGAACAUUUGGAUCAUCUUCAUUAUCUAAAUGAUAUUUUAUGUUUGAAUAUACCAGACUUGAAUAAAGUUCUAUCAGAACAUUUAUUACAUAAACUGUUAGUCCCAUUGUACGUCUAUUCUCUAAUGAAAUACAAAAACACGUGCCAAAUUCAGGAUGAAAGAAAACACGUCAGUGUUGUGGUAGCGCUUUUUCUACUUUCUCAAGUCUUUUUGAUAGUAUCGCAUGAACCUCUUGUACAUACGUUAGCGACUGUAAUGCUCAUGUCCGAUUUAGAGACGAUUCAAGUUGGAACAAAUAGUGUUCUCGAAAAAUUUGGAGAUAUAACAUCGAAUAAAUCUGUUACCUUCUCACUCCCGAAAGAAACAUUGAAAAAGUCUUGGGAAACUUUAAAUGAAAUACGCUCAACAUCUAAAGAAUUGCAUACUCGAGAAAGCAGUACAAGAAAUAUAGAAGAAGUAGUUAAAAAUGCAAUUGAAUUUCAUCACCCAAGCACGUCUUUUGACGAUGCUUCAACCCGUAUAAAUACUCCUGUUCUUACGAAUGCAUCAUUAAAUACAAGCAUUUCAAGCGAAGAGGAUUUAGAGGAAAUUAAGCAUGAAUUGAAUGUAACGGAUGAGGAGAAAGAGCAACGCUUGGCAUUGGAAAGCCCUUUACCUCAUCAAAGUCAAAAUGACAUAUUCGAAUCUUUAACAAAAAAACCAUUUCUAGAAGCAAUAACCAAUUCCUUAUUAUGUACAGAAAAUGAUUAUGCUGCAUUAUUCGCGCUUUGCCUAUUAUAUGCAUUAGCUAAUAACCAGGGUAUAAGUCGUAAAAUUUUGGAUAUAAUCUUGUCUCCCUUCCACAAUAAUACGUCGACGAAAAAUUCUUAUAAUGAAUUACUCAUGGAUAAGUUGAUUCAUAUUAUAACUUUGAGUUGUCAAACAAAUUCCAAAGUGAGGCUUGUUACAUUGGAAUUAACUAUCAAGCUAUUAACACAAUUAACAGUAUCUGAAGGACAAUGCCUAUUACGAGAAUCACAUCUAGCAGUCAUUGAAGCAGCGAAAGAACAAAGCACAUCUCUGCUAAAAAAUUUCUACAAGAGCGAAGACAUUUUUUUGGACAUGUUUGAGGAUGAAUACAGCGAAAUACAAAAACGACCGUUAAAUGUCGAAUGGUUAAUGAUGGAUAGCAAUAUUUUGUUGCCACCUACAGGCACACCUAUGACUGGAAUUGAAUUUAGUAAAAGGCUACCAUGUGGUGAGGUGGAAAGGGCACGUCGUGCGAUAAGAGUUUUCUUUUUGAUAAGAGAACUAUCUCUGAUACUCAAUAUGGAAAUGGAAACACAAUUACCACUGACUAAUCCAGUUAAUUGCGUACAAGUCAACAACGUCCUUGAUCUAAACAACAGUGAUUUGAUUGCAUGCACCGUCAUGUGGAAAGAUGGUCAGAAAAUUCGCCGUUUCUUAGUCAUUGAUGUUGUGCAAUUAAUUCUUGUGGAACCUGAUAUCAGUAAGCUUGGCUGGGGUGUUGCAAAGUUAGUUGGUUUUUUACAAGACAUUGAUGUGGCCGGCGACAAGGACGAUUCAAGAUGUUUGUACCUGACGAUUUACAAACCAUUAAGCAGUAGCACUGGCAAUCGUAUACCGUUGCUGUCGGCUAAAUUUAUUUUCGAUGAUCAUAUCCGAUGUAUGGCGGCUAAACAAAGGUUGACGAAAGGACGAAUAAAAGCAAGACAAAAGAAGAUGAAUCAGAUUGCAAGAUUGUUGGAUAUUCCAACGAGUAUAUCUCAUUGUUCAACACCACCCAAUUAUGCUUUGCGUAGUUUGCGACAUGAGCGUAUAAUCGGACGUGGUCAGAGACUGCAGAGGGAUCAAGCAAGGCCGAUGUUUACGGUAAAUAAAGUUCCUGGAUUUGCGGCACAAAUGCGUAGAGAGAAUAUUAAGCCGUUGCCAUCAUCGAGUUCCAAAUGCGAUGAUGCAAAUUCAAAUGAGAGAAUUCAUGAAAAUAGUUUGCGAUCUAGAGAUGGUUCGCCUAAGAUGCCAAGACCGCGGAGCGAGGAGAUUCCUCUGGAGGAUAUGUGUAUUCGGAAAGCUUCUCUUACGUCCAAUGGACUAAACGUAACGCACGUAUGUCCAGAAAGGAGGGACAGUCAAGGUGCUUGCUCGAAUAAUAGCGAAUCCUCGUCUGUAAUUAGGAAACAUUCUGAAGAAACGUCUUUCACAUCUCCGCAAGGGCAAGAAUCAAAGCCACGUAGGAAGGGUCAAGUGGAGACUGUAUGAUUAAAACUAGUAAUUCAAACUAAACGUAUCUUUAAAAAAAUCUUAGAGGACAAAUGAAAAUGUGUACAUGCCAUACUUUUCACUUAGCAAAAAGAGCCUGCUUGACUAAAUUAAUAAAAAAAAUUU
Mycetomoellerius zeteki is the source of this 3383-nucleotide messenger RNA. RefSeq names its product C-type lectin domain containing ema (gene ema). Bases 237 to 3257 code for a protein of 1006 amino acids. Gene Ontology annotation, cellular component: late endosome; Golgi apparatus. Lineage: Eukaryota; Metazoa; Arthropoda; Insecta; Hymenoptera; Formicidae. The record is from RefSeq and is a predicted model, not a curated record. Gene Ontology annotation, biological process: regulation of autophagosome maturation; vacuolar transport; endosomal transport. The transcript is spliced from 14 exons.